GUGUACGAGGUAAAAUUUCAGUACAGUACAGUACAGUACAGUACAGUACAGUUAGUACAUUGUACUUAAAAUUUUAAAUACCAUAUAUUUAAUAAAGUUACUUCAAAUGCUAAUUCUGUCAAUAUUGAUUCAUUUAUGAUAAAAUAAAUACUAUCAAAUUCCUUUCAUUGAGAUGAAUCUAAUGAGCUUAAUUUUAUUGAAAUCUAAUCACUGGACCACUUAAAACCAGGGUAUAUAUGAUUAAAAAUACCUCUGUAAUUUAUAUAAAAAAAUGUACUUGUACUAAAAAAACUCAGUACAGUACAUUUCCCAACCCUGGUUAUGCGUUUUAACAAAGGUUUACACGAAGAAGAUUUUGACGAUGACAAGGAUGACCCUUGUCUUAACCUCCAGCUUAUUUCUCUUCAAGUUCAAUAUAAUAAUGACCUUCCUUAUGUCAGAAAAUAUCUUUUAUUUCAUAGAGUUCGUUACGAGCCCUUUAUUAACACUCCUUUUUGGAAUACUUUACCGUUACCUACUCAGAAUUUUAUUUAUAAGGCAUAUACGGAAAAAAAGGAUAUUCAGUUUACUCCCUAUGAAAGAUUGACUUCUGAUUAUCCUGUUACACCAAUCAGCCCAUCUACAGAUCUUUUUAUUGAUGACUCAUUUGAGAAUCCCCUUCCUACUGAUCUGAGUUCCCAUGAUGUAGAUCAUUUGGAUAAUUCCUUUGAAAAUAUGGGGUUUUCAGAUAAUUUUCUUGGUAAUAUUAUUUCUCCAGCUAUUAAUUGGAAUAAUUACCUCGAUCCUAAUGUUGAUGAAGAUAAAUUAAUUGAAGAUGAUCUAAAAAUAGAUGAAUUUAUGGACAAAAUGUAUGCUGCAUGUGAUCUUUCUCCAGUUUCAUCAACUGUUUCUCAUCCUUCUUCUCCCGUUUUGGCCACUUACGAUAAUAUGAGUUUAAUAUUUUUAUCCGAUUUGGAUAAUGAAUUUUCAGAUUCUGAUGAUGAAUCCUCCUUCCUGCCUUUUGAUAAUGAAACUUUAACGUAUUAUAAAACUGAAUGGAUAGAGUUAUUUUGCCGUUCGGUUUGUUUUUCCUUUAUUCCGUUUUAUAUACGGCCUCCUUCCUUUGCUUUAAAUUUGACUGAGAUCUCUUCAAAACAAUUUCCUGCUCCUUUGUCUCCACUCUUCUUUCUUGACUUAAGGGUCACUCAUGUACAUCGAUCAUUUUAG
Molecule: messenger RNA, 1206 nt
Organism: Rhizophagus irregularis DAOM 181602=DAOM 197198
Lineage: Eukaryota; Fungi; Glomeromycota; Glomeromycetes; Glomerales; Glomeraceae
Source: RefSeq, a predicted model, not a curated record